Messenger RNA from Fusarium vanettenii 77-13-4, 924 nucleotides. RefSeq lists its product as uncharacterized. Lineage: Eukaryota; Fungi; Ascomycota; Sordariomycetes; Hypocreales; Nectriaceae. The coding region runs from base 1 to 924 and encodes 307 amino acids. Gene Ontology annotation, molecular function: hydrolase activity. The transcript is spliced from 3 exons. The record is from RefSeq and is a predicted model, not a curated record.
AUGACCACACGCAGGGAGUACGUGUUUAAAGUGGCCAACGGGGUCCCGAUAGCCGCAGACGUUUAUUUCAAAAAGGCUGUGACAGCUUCCAAGCUUCCAAUCGCUUUGCACUUCCACGGCGGAAACUUCACCGUCGGCUCAAAAGAGUUGCUUGUCCGCCACCAAGCAGAGAAACUCGUCGAUCUGGGCUUUGUGGUCGUGUCCGCCAACUAUAGACUGUCUCCCACUGUUACAGUGUUUGAGGGGCCCGUGAAGGACGCGUUGGACGCAUACAAAUGGUCGCAGACCAAAUUGCCUGAGCUGCUUUCGGGCGAUGCUGGCGUCAACGUGGACGGCUCGCGAGUUGUAACCUUGGGGCACUCCUGCGGCGCCACCCUGGCGCUUCUGAUGGCCGGCCUACCUCGUCCACCUCUUGCGAUUCUCGACAUGUACGGUAUCAAAUACCUCUCAGAUCAGGCAUAUCAUACUCCCUUGCCUGCACCCCCAGGUAGCCCCAAACUUGACCAAGAUUUCGUGGGUCUGAUCUGGAAAGAUGUCCCUCCCCCAACCUAUGCUCCCCCUCCGGUGGGACCAUCUGGGCCUGAUUUCUCGAGCUAUCGUGUGGCAUGGAUGUUUGAUGCGAUGGGAAAAGGAACGCUGUUCAAGACAGCUGUGGGAGACGACAACUAUGACCGCGUGGACCCGGUUUCGUUAUUCAUCAAGGCUCAUUUCCCUCCCACCUAUUUCAUCCACGGUACCCAAGACAGGCUGGUGCCGGCAAGGCUUUCGCAGCGCGCGCACGAUGAGCUCAAGAGCCGCGGGGUCGAGACUGAAUUGGCCCUUGUUGAUGGAGGACAACACGGCUUCGAUGAGAGUGCGCAGCCUGGAGACGGCGUGUUUGGUCUUUUGACAAAAGGCUUCGAGUUCCUCAAGGCUCAUGUCUGA